Yarrowia lipolytica CLIB122 is the source of this 1242-nucleotide messenger RNA. RefSeq lists its product as uncharacterized. Gene Ontology annotation, biological process: attachment of GPI anchor to protein. Lineage: Eukaryota; Fungi; Ascomycota; Dipodascomycetes; Dipodascales. Gene Ontology annotation, cellular component: GPI-anchor transamidase complex; membrane. The record is from RefSeq and is a predicted model, not a curated record.
AUGGAAGUCGCCACUCUCGCCUGUGGAGCAAUUGCUCGGAUAGUGGUCUACCACCUAUUCCCGUCCGUGCCCGCAACUCUAGAUGGCCAUGUGGAAAUCUCCACGCCCGUCACCUCCUUCAAACGACUCCAGGAGGGCCUGUAUCUCUACAAGCAAGGAAUCGAUCCCUACGACGGCGGAAUCUUCCACCAGUCGCCACUGCUGCUCGGCGCAGUGUCGGCUGUGUCGAAAAUCGUGCCCGAAACCAUCGCAAUCAACAUUCUAUACGUGCUGGCGGACCUGACGGCGGCAUGGGCCCUCGCUCAAACCGCCCAGAGAGCCGCCACCACCAUCAAAUACGUCUUCAAGAAGAAAGAUACAAAAGAGCCGCUGCCGUUUGCUCCUUGGAUCAUCGCAGCAAUCUACCUCUUCAACCCCCUGCUGUUUCUGUCGUCGGCAGCUAAAUCCACAGCUGUGUUCAACAACGCUGCCAUCUGCUACACCCUGGCCGCUGCCACCCACGGCCACUUUCUGACUGCAGCCGCCUCUCUUGCAUUGGCCACUAACCUUUCAUAUUACCCCAUCUACCUGGCUCCUCUUGUGUCUCUCCUGCUCCAUGGAAACAGCGGAACGCCACUCAGAACAAACAAGGCCCAGUACGGCUUCCGGUUCUGCCUGCUGUCGGCUUCUUACACCGCAGCUAUCCUGCUGCUGUCCCAGGCCAUUGCUGGAUCCUGGAACUUCCUAGGAGCUGUCUAUGGUACUAUUCUUACUGGUAGAGACCUCACUCCUAACAUUGGCUUGUGGUGGUACUUUUUCACGGAGAUGUUUGACUUCUUUCAGCCCUUCUUCACCGGAGUGUUCCAAAUCCACGUCUUUCUCUACGCCGCCCCCAUCACUCUUAGAUUCAGCAGCUUCCCUCUGUUUGCCAUCACUCUCUAUCUCGGUCUGGUGGCCCUGUUCAAGGCCUACCCCGAUACUGCCGAUGUGGGCAUCUUCUUCUCGCUGGUGCCCUUCUUCAGACCGCUUUUCCCGCUUCUGAGGUACCCCAUUCCGGCUUUUCUGGCGCUGCUAUACUCUUCGGUGCUGCUGCCCACCUUCUUCCACAUGUGGAUCUACCUGGGCUCAGGAAACGCAAACUUCUUCUACGCCAUCACGCUGGUGUAUGCGCUUGGAAUGACCGUGUGCAUUUCCGACCUUACUUGGGCCAUGCUUCGCCUGGAACAUGACGGAGGAGAGGACCCCAACCUGUCCCAAAUCUAG